AUGUCUGCUAUUACAACCAAGUUCGUUAAAGACCACAAACUUACCAAUGAAAUGAGUCUCGAAGACCUUAGCCAGUAUGCGCCAGAAAUACUUGAGAUCUUACCAGAAGAUAGAGAGAAAAGGCGUCAGGCUCGUGAUCGUCUUCAAAAAGGGUACAAAUUUAGUAAAGAACAAGCAUUUGCGUUGAUACUUUCUCAAAGAACUGGUCGAACUAAAAGUCAAGUAACCCCCAAAGAAGGAGGGGCAGAAGCGGAAGUGAAUAUAUGCUGUGCUAAAAGCGCCUGCCAAGUAUCAGAUAUUAUCCCAGAAGGAGAAAUUAUUAGAGAAAUGGCUCAGCGUAUUAUGCGGGAUAGCCUUGGCGAAAAAGAAGUAAAACUUAUAGCUAAAGCAUUAGCCGAGAUAUCCCCUAAUCCGGUUGCCUAUACAUCUAGUCUCAGUAGACUCCGAAAGGAAUUGUGGAAGCUUAAUGCCCCAAAGGAGAAGAGUUUAUUAUGCGAAGAUGAAGGAAUUCAUUAUCCGGACCACUUCUCAUUAGAAUCGGUUAAGGAGAGAUUGGAUUUGUAUGAUGUAUCUAAUACACCCGACAAACAGGGCCUAGCUGAUGUAAUGAUUAUGCUCUGUAUCCGUCCAGCUGAAAUUAAAGAUUUACGUAUAUCUAAUGGAGGUGUAACAGGAUAUGUAAAAAACCGAGAUCAACAGGAUAUUCCUCGAGUGUUUAGAUCACUUGAAAAGAAUGAGGAACGGGCAAAGCAAUUGCUUACAUGGAUUCAGGAAGCAAUAUCUUCCGGACGAUUAGGAGACCCGGGGACGCCUGGAACUGGAAUCUUGAGUAGGUUUCUGAAAAAAACUGAAUUUCUUCCCGAAACUGGUAAGCCCUUACUUCCUAGUUCCUUACGUAAUUUAGGAGCUGUAUUUGCAGUUGUAGCGAGUGGGGUUAGGAAUCUAUCGAAAGCUAAUACUAUUGCUAGUCAAGCACUUCGACUAAGGAUGGCGCCGAAAUUGCUUUUCCAAAUUUGCAGUAUUGCGGAUUUAAGAAUUGAAUUGCGCAUAUGA
Messenger RNA from Rhizophagus irregularis DAOM 181602=DAOM 197198, 1053 nucleotides. RefSeq lists its product as uncharacterized. NCBI's taxonomy places the organism in Eukaryota, Fungi, Glomeromycota, Glomeromycetes, Glomerales, Glomeraceae. The record is from RefSeq and is a predicted model, not a curated record.